Messenger RNA from Echinostoma caproni, 3381 nucleotides. Lineage: Eukaryota; Metazoa; Platyhelminthes; Trematoda; Plagiorchiida; Echinostomatidae. The record is from the annotation of a GenBank genome assembly.
AUGUUAGCACCGGAAGAGUUGAACACAGCAGAGGAAUAUAUUAGCCUACUUCGAUGGCUGAUCCUGCAGGACGUGCCCCUUCGAUCGGCUGUCUACUUGGUUCAGUAUGCGGUUCAUGAGUGGCAGUUCAUCCUAAACACUAUUCGAUUUCAACAAGAAACAACACGACGGAAACAAAUUCGAGGCAUGCGAAAUUAUUUCGGCUUCAUGGCCGCUCUCCUUUUGUUUAUCUACGAUCAACCAACUGGUUGUGACCCCGCUGAGGCGGAUACCUUACAAAAGGCAUUCGAACCAUUUUUUGAUUCCACUCGUAUCGACUUCACUUUGUCGGAAACUCAAGCGAAACGUCCAAGACUCGCUCGCCCAAAUGGUGUUCCCAACCCUACCGGUUCCCAUGAGAAUACGGUUCAAGCAGUUUUCGGCCGAUUGCUUUCAUCCGAACGUGAGGAUGCGUAUCUGUGGCUGGCAGAUCCAAAACCCUCAUGGCCAGAUCCUUCUCAUGAUGCUGGACGCGACAGUUCAUCACUGUCCAAAACGGUAGCUGUUUCUCUGGAUCGUUUGUCGUUCGAAGUUCUCACUGAAUUGAUCCUCUGUUGUCGAUCAGGAUGGGCGGUUCAUUUACGUUCCCGUUUGGCUACAGAUCUACAAUCUCGGUUUUGUCGGGAUCAGUUUGCCCAAUUCUCUCCGAUGAGCAUUCAUCUGUCUGUCUGGCGCGUUCGUUUCGUCCUUAUCAGUGGUUUGAUACUCCAACAAUGCCAUUUGUGUCACAUCGGUCCAGAGUAUCCUCUAGGGAUACGGGUGAAUCCCAGUUUGGCAUUUUUUGUCCAUCACUACAAGCGUAUAUUGCGUUUAUUUCAAACACGCAAAUCAACAGACAGUAGCGAAUCCGGGCAGCUAACCAAUCUACCCGUUCUCCUAACCGGACUCUACUGGUCAUCUGUGUUCGUUCUCUCUCAUACAGAUUCAUCAAAUGUGGCACAGUUGUUCAUACCAUCUUGUCUUCUAAGUGAUCAACAAUCCUGUGAUACAAUUGAUUUUCUUUUGAAGAUGUGUGAUCCACAUGAAUCGAAUUUGGAUCCUAACGGGGAUAUGAUCAGACUUCGACUAGAUUUGGUCCGCUUCCAACUCAUGGAGCUUCGAAUCCACUUCACAGCGAAUCGCACUCCCGAGAUGAAUUACCUCUGUCUUCCUGACGACGUUCAUCAUAUUUUAAGCUCCAUUUGGGACAAAUUGAUCCCAACUUUAUCCAUCUCCGUUUACGACUCUUCCUCUCCAGAUUCGAACAGCGACAAUCUCAGAUGGGCUACGCUUCUUCUAUUCACUUACGCAAAAAGUCCUGCAAUUCUGAAACGCGAACAAAUCGCUGCCUUUAUGACCAUCCUACAACGAUCGGUACCCGUGUUUAUGCGUUCUACGGGGGCACUCCAUCAGACAAACAGUAUCCAUUCCGUUAGCCCCAGUCAUCAGGGAACUUUCGACGAAGACGAACAAUCAGGUGAAGUACAGCGUCAAGCAAAGCAUGGCCAAUCGCUAGACAAACAUUACCUAGAAUUGCUCGGUGAAUUGUUACGCUUUUCAUUAAGAACUGGUGACUUGGAAGUGGUUGUUUGCAUACAAAGGCGGUUAACUGAUGAACUAACUCAGAGUUCUUGUGGUGAUACGGUUGAGGCAAUCCAUUGGUAUUGUUCCCUGGUGAAUGUUGUUCACCUUGCCUUGCGUUCCCUCGACUCAAUCGAUUUUACUCCGAAAGAGGAUAUCUGUGCGGCAUUUAUCAGUGUCUUAAUAGAUGCACUCCGAGAAGCCUUCAAAGCUCGACUGGCCCGAGGUAGCUCACAGAAAAGCAUGCUUCAUUUAAUCUAUCUAAUGCGAGCCUAUUGCCAACUGGUGGACUGUGUUUGUCUGCUAGUCGAACGGUUUGAAUUGCAGUCCCAAAACGAACGUUGGCGGGUCAUCGGAUGUCAUUUGGAUCAGUUGUGUCAAACCGUGUGGGCAGUAUGUACCAAGCGUUCCUCGGGACUACUUUUCGGUCUGGAAUUCUGUACUACCGAAUGUUUGUAUGCUUGGAUAAGUUUGCGUGCUCUUGGACUUACGGGAGCCAAUUCCACUCCGGAUUACUGUCUGUUAAGUUUACUGCAGCACCGUGUGCCCACAGUCCUGUUACGCAUUGUUGAUUUUCUUCAAAGCAUGUUCAUGUGCCCACGCGGAGAGUUGGUGAUCAAAGAUCCAUCCUUGACCUGGUAUUUUCGCCGAGGCAAUCAGAUACGACCACCAAUUGCAUCUAGUGAUCACUCAGUUCUGCGUAUACACUGGAGGCGUGGCGUACCCCAAACGGCCAGACCACAGGACGGACGGAAUGUGUGGUGCUCAUCCUUUCCGGAUAUGCAUCAGGCUGCAUCGCUCACAAAUUGGGAUUCUCGGAACCCUGAGGAUGUGGAUGUAUCCUGGGAGUUGGGUCGUCAUAGAAUCCAGCAACUCAUACUGGAAUUCUCUCCACCUCACCGCCACCGAACACACGCUAUGGGCCCGCCGUGGUUUGACCGAAAACUGCGGGCGUGCCUCCGGCGGCGAAAUAAAGCCUGGUCCAGGUAUCGUGUGACAGGCGCACGAUAUGAGGAAUAUCGAGGUAUUCGGAAUUAUUGUACUGCACUAAAAAAAUGCAAGAGAACCAGAUUCGAGGAACGACUAGCAGCGGAUUCAGUACAAGCACCAAAGCGAUUGUAUGCCUACCUCAGGCGAAAAAUCAGAGCAACGGCUGGUCUCCCAACUCUCGCCAAAGAUGGGGCACUAGCCGAAAAAGAUGAGGACAAAGCGGAGAUUCUUUUAACAAAACUGGAACAAGUGAGUUGGAAGCAGAAACACUCAGUGGCCGUAUUGCCACUAAUCGAUUGUAUUCUCCGACUGCUGACGGUUCGUCCGUUCCGAAUGGACGCGCCAGAGUUGACGUCAAGCGAGGACCAAUCGUCGGAUCUAUUCUCCCUCAAUUUACAGGUUUAUAGACUUCUGAUGACCUGUUUGGUCUGUCUGCCCGAUUCCAUGUUCGAAACAGACGAUCUGGAGACAAAAACAUCUUAUCUACCCAUAAAACGACCUAGAGUACGGUAUUUGGUUGAAUUAUGCGUACAAUUGAUACGUUGUGUCUCACGCCCGUCUUCGCCGGUCUAUCUGAGUCAGUGUUCGCGUAUUUUUACCCUAUUUCUCGAACUUUUGGGUACCGAAAAGGACGAUUUUGUCAUCCAUACACGACAAUACUUAAUACCUGCUAUUCUUUCACGUCAUGUUGUCGCAGACAGUUUGCCUGCGUGCGAUUGCGUCAAAUCCAUGUUGGAAAACUUUCCGUGGCCUUGUUUGGGCUUAGAUCACUACGCGGAAGUACAAUCGUAA